Solanum pennellii is the source of this 1869-nucleotide messenger RNA. Its product is annotated as GDP-fucose transporter 1. The coding region runs from base 85 to 1140 and encodes 351 amino acids. Gene Ontology annotation, molecular function: GDP-fucose transmembrane transporter activity; antiporter activity. The transcript is spliced from 2 exons. The record is from RefSeq and is a predicted model, not a curated record. Gene Ontology annotation, cellular component: Golgi apparatus. NCBI's taxonomy places the organism in Eukaryota, Viridiplantae, Streptophyta, Magnoliopsida, Solanales, Solanaceae.
AAAAACAAUUUUUGGGGACUUAAAUAUUAACCCUAAAGCCAAGCAAAGCAAUUUUGUGAAGUGUGAAAUAGAAUAGAAAAGAGAAUGUCUGCAAUGAGAUCGAAGCAAUAUUACGCCACUAGCAGUCUUGUUGUUGGGUAUGCUUUGUGUUCGAGCUUGCUUGCUGUGAUCAACAAGUUCGCCAUUACUAAUUUCAACUAUCCAGGUCUUCUCACUGCAUUACAGUACUUAACUUCAACUUUAGGUGUUUGGAUUUUGGGCAAAUUUGGUUUCUUACAUCAUGAUCCUUUUACAUUUGAAAAUGCUAAGAAAUUCUUGCCUGCUGCAUUUGUAUUUUACUUGGCAAUCUUUACCAAUACUAAUCUAUUGCGUCAUGCCAAUGUCGAUACGUUUAUUGUGUUUAGAUCGUGUACGCCUUUACUUGUUGCAGUUGCUGAUACUGCUUUUAGGAAGCAGCCAUGCCCCUCUAAGUUGACGUUUUUAGCAUUGGUUGUUAUUUUGGGUGGUGCAUUUGGUUAUGUUGCUACGGAUUCGGGGUUUAGUUUGACAGCGUAUACGUGGGCGUUGGCGUAUUUGGUGACUAUUACGACUGAGAUGGUUUAUAUUAAGCAUAUGGUCACGAAUCUAGGGUUGAAUACUUGGGGUUUUGUGUUUUAUAAUAAUUUGUUGUCGUUGAUGAUGGCGCCUUUCUUUUGGAUUAUUACUGGGGAGUAUGUUGAUGUGUUUAUUGCGAUGGGAUCGAAUGGAAAAGGGAAUUUGUUUCAUCCUGUUGCGCUUGUGGCGGUUUCGUUGUCGUGUGUGUUUGGAUUGCUUAUUAGUUUCUUUGGAUUUGCCGCGAGGAAGGCGAUAUCUGCUACUGCUUUUACAGUAACUGGGGUUGUGAAUAAGUUUUUGACUGUUGCGAUUAAUGUUCUUAUUUGGGAUAAGCAUGCUAGUCCGUUUGGUUUAGGGUGUUUGUUGAUGACUAUUGCGGGUGGGGUUCUUUAUCAGCAAUCUGUAACUGGUGUUACUAGUGCUCCACCACAACGGGAUUCAGCUGUAUCUAAGCAGGACAAUGGGAAUGACCAAGACAACUAUGGAGAUAGUGAUGAAGAGAAGGGAAUGUCUGGAAUACCUAUGUACUGUGGAAAAUCUUCAUAAAUAUGAAGGGUCUGAGGUGGGUGAUGUCAAGGAGAAUAGCUGAGACCCUGAAGAUCUGGAUCAGCGAUUCUAACAUUUCUGGACAAGGAUAGAUGGAAAAUUAUACCAGCUCGCAUCUGGUGGUCUGUUUGGAGAGAAAUAAAUCUCAGGUGCUUCCAGAACAAGAGCAACAACAUCCAGAAAAUGAAAAUGAAUUGUUUAGUGUCGUUUCAUUUUUGGUGUAAAUAGGAGUAUAUGAAGGAUGUAGAAUCAGUUACAGAAGUCUUAAGCUCAUCUUCCUGAUACUCUGCCUCAAUUGGAAUUAGGAAACCUGUGACUUGUUGUCGCAGGUUUCUGAUUUUGUUUUUGGAAAUAGAAUAUGAGUUGUUACUUUCUCCAGAAAAAAAAAACUAUCAUCCAACAAGCUAUUGAAUUUUGGUUCUUCACAGGCCUAAGCCUCUAAAGGCACAAAAGAUACCUCUUUAUGUCAAAUGGAAUCCUCCUAAAAAGCCUUGCUAUAUGCUAAAAACUGUUGGAAUGGUGUCAAUUGCACAACCUUAGUGGUAUUGGAGGAGUUUUUAGGAACCAUGAAGUCACUUGGAUUUUAGGUUUUAUAGGCUCAAUUGCACAUGGAGAUGCUUUUAAUACUGAAUAUAUGCGCUUUUCACAGGUCUUACACUUGAAUUGGAGCAUAAUAUUUGACCUCUGGAAAUUAACAUAGACGCCAGUGAGUUUAUUCAAAUCCUAAGU